CCGCCACUAAUAUGCUUUUCUUCAACAAAUCCCUCUCUCUCUCUCUCUCUCUGGUGGUACUCGUUUUCUGAAGAAUUCUCUCUCUAGAACCUCUGUCUAGAACCUGGACACAGAAAGAGAGCAAUGUGUCCGCUGAGAAUCAUCUUGAUCUUCCUUUCGGCCACGCUUGCAGGGUUUUUCGUGCUGAGGAACCUCAAAUCUCAACCACAAGUCGUCCACACCGACGAUUCUGUCAAUAAUCCCUCUGAAUCAUCAUCCACUUCUGACAAACAAUCUUCCAAGGUUUGGGGGGCAAUUGGGGCAGGUCUCUGGACCUGCGUGGACAUGGCAAGCGGCCGCUAUCUCUGGAGGACUCUGGUUUCAUCUUCUUCUUCGAAACGCUCCGUCUGAUCCUUUCCCUUUCUCUGUCCCUCCGUUUCUUUUCAUGUCGUGGCUUGGUUGUUUGUUGCUUUUCGAUCUUGCUGUCAAUCGCUUCUACUUUGUACAAUUGUAGUUAGCGGGUGUAUUUUUUUGUAACAAUAGCCAUACCUUUGAACUCAUGCCGAUUCUCGAACCUGUAAUGUUUCUCUUUUGUUAUUAUAUGUUUUUUGUAUAUUCUAUGGCUUCUUCUCUGCAUUCAUUUUUGUGGCUUCUUUUCGGUUUUCGUUUUGUUCGUAUAUAAAUGGUAU
Messenger RNA from Ilex paraguariensis (yerba mate), 668 nucleotides. The record is from the annotation of a GenBank genome assembly. NCBI's taxonomy places the organism in Eukaryota, Viridiplantae, Streptophyta, Magnoliopsida, Aquifoliales, Aquifoliaceae.